AUGAGCGGGCGACGGCGUGUGAAGAAUGUCGCCUACGAUGAAGACGAAUGGGGGUAUAACGACGACGAAUAUUGGGAUGAAGAUGACUAUGACGAACCGGAAGCGCUGCCGCGUUGUACUCCAACACAGGCGAAGAAAUCUACACCUGCUGGAGCGUCUACCCGAGUCCCUGCAACGAAAGCGUCCUCGACUCCACCUCUCGGCGCGAAGGACACGCCUUCUCGGUCUGGUGAGAAAUCCACGCGUGGUGGCCGUGGCGCCGGAACGCAACAGUCCGCGAGCACCGACUCGAAGUCGGGCGCCUCUGGAACAGGGACAGGCGCUGCUUCCCAGGAAGCAUGCGCACCAAACCCAGGCCUGCUCGGUGCCUCUGCGGGAACAUCUCCGGCCAAGCCUCCGCUAGUGCAUUCGUCCGGGACUAACGCUUUGUCUUCCGCGUCCCCGUCCUCUCUACGUACACCGGGAACCCCCGAGCCGCUCUCUUUGGUAGUCAUUGGCCACGUCGACGCGGGCAAGUCGACGCUCAUCGGCCAAAUGCUCCUUUCAACAGGGACAGUGGAAGAGAAAGUCGUGCAGAAAAUGAAGAAGAUGAGCGGGGAAGCCGGCAAGGGCUCGUUCUUCCUCGCGUGGUUGUGCGACGAAGGAGAGGAUGAGAGAGAGCGAGGGGUUACCAUUGAUGUCAGUGUGCGCGUCCUCGUCACCCCAAACACUGGGCGGCGCCUCGCUCUUGUAGAUGCUCCGGGCCACAGAGAAUUCGUUUGCAACAUGCUUGGAGGCGCAGCUCUCGCCGAUGUCGCUCUCCUCGUGGUAGACGCGGCGCGCUUUGACGUCGGUUUCAGCGGGCAGACGAAGGAGCACCUUCUCAUUGGACGGUGUCUGGGGAUCCAGCACUUUGUCGUGGCGCUCAACAAAAUGGACGAGCUGGGGUGGAGUGAGGAGAUCUACCGCACGACUGUUGAGCGCCUCCGCGACUACAUGGUUGGUCCGGAGAUGAACUGCGCACCAGACCAGAUUUCGUUUGUUCCGAUAUCCGCGUUUCGGGGAGUCAACGUUGUGAACGCAAAGGCGCUCGAGGCAGUCGAGAAGGCGCGCGCAGAGGGCAAAAAGAGGAAACCAGAUCUGAGAGGCCUCGCAGAUGCUGAGGAGCGAGAGCAACAUGCGCAGGCUCUAGCCAAGUGGUGGAAAGGACCGGCCGUUCUGGAGGCAAUCGAAAAUGUAGAGAUGCGGACGCGCGACGAUCGGCAGAGGCUUCUGUCGGAGCCACUCGCAGCCUGCGUGGCGGACGCGUGGUCGCCGUCGGCCUCCUCCACCGACCUGCAUCUCUCCUUCAAAAUCGUUCGAGGUGUCUUGCGCGUGGGAGACACGGUGGUGGGACUCCCUGGAGACUCGCGCAUGGUCUGUCGCUCCCUGGUGUCCUUCGGCGAGGCGCUUGAGAGCUGUGAGGCCGGAGACUUCGUGGAACGGGGUGUAUUCGCUCCUGCGUGCCAUCAAGGCAGCCAGGGAGCGGUCGACGUGGGCGUCGGAAGUGUCUUGUGUGCUCGAGCACAUCCGCUGCCCGUCGCAACAGUCUGUCUGUGCCGAGUGAUGGUGUUCGGAACGGACCUCCCGCUGGUGCAGGGGAGGCAGUUUGUCGCUCACAUUCACACAUUUACGUGCGCAUGCAGCAUUCGGAAAGUCGCCGGGGUGAUAAACAAAAGAACUGGCGAGUUACAAGGAGCAACGCGCGAGAAACGAUCCGCGUGCGCUGCUCUGGGGCGCGGGAUGGUGGGUCUCGUUGAAAUUGUGACAGCGAGCAGCGUGUGCGUGCAGGUGAAGACAGAGAAACAGGACGGCAAGGACGUCCCCACAUCGGUCCUUUCUCGCAUUAUCCUCAGGGACAGGGGAAGAACGGUCGCUGCGGGGGUCAUCCUGUCAGCUGCCUAG
Molecule: messenger RNA, 1923 nt
Organism: Neospora caninum
Lineage: Eukaryota; Apicomplexa; Conoidasida; Eucoccidiorida; Sarcocystidae
Product: putative elongation factor 1-alpha
Exons: 3
Coding region: 1-1923 (640 amino acids)
Biological process (GO): translation
Molecular function (GO): GTPase activity; GTP binding
Source: RefSeq, a predicted model, not a curated record